GCUUCGUAGUUUCUCUCUCUAAACUCACACCAAAAAACGCGCUCUCUCUCUCUCUCUCUAGAUUUUUGUUCUCUCUCUCUCUCUCUCUCUAGAUUUUUGUUCUCUCUCUCUCUCUCUCGAUCGAAGAAGAAGAAGAAGAUGAAGGGUGGAUAUGGAAGUGGGGGGUCGGGAGCAAAGAUCGAUAGGAAAGUGGUGGAGAAGAAUAGGAGGAUUCACAUGAAGAGCUUGUGCUUUAAGCUCUCCUCUCUCAUUCCUAAAGAUCAUAACUUCCCAAAGGAUGCGUUGUCGCAAUACGAUCACCUGGACCAAGCUGCAGACUACAUAAAAACCCUGAGAGAGCGAAUCGAAAGUCUGAAACAGAGGAAGAAAUGCGCAAUGGGCAAAGAAAAAUAUAAAGAAGUCGGCGGUGAGAUGUCCAAUGAGUUUGGUUUGCCUCUGAUCGAGGUGAGGCACCAAGAUUCAAUCUUGGAGGUGAUCCUGAUCACUGGACUCAAGAAGAGGUUCAUGUUCUAUGAAGUCAUUGGGGUUUUGGAGGAAGAAGGUGCUGAGGUCGUCAAUGCUAGCUUCUCAGUUGUAGGAGACAAGAUCUUUUACACUAUUCACUCACAGGCUAUAUCAUCAAGAAUUGGACUUGAGGCUUCAAGGGUAUCUGAAAGACUUAACGAACUCAUACAGCAAUAACUCUAGUUUUUGUUCACAUUUAGGGACAAAAACACUUAGUUUGGGAGGUUUUUUGG
Molecule: messenger RNA, 737 nt
Organism: Asparagus officinalis (garden asparagus)
Lineage: Eukaryota; Viridiplantae; Streptophyta; Magnoliopsida; Asparagales; Asparagaceae
Exons: 3
Coding region: 139-681 (180 amino acids)
Biological process (GO): regulation of transcription by RNA polymerase II
Cellular component (GO): RNA polymerase II transcription regulator complex
Molecular function (GO): protein dimerization activity; DNA-binding transcription factor activity, RNA polymerase II-specific; RNA polymerase II transcription regulatory region sequence-specific DNA binding
Source: RefSeq, a predicted model, not a curated record